ACCAGGCCCAGCCCAGCCUCCUCCUCCUUCUCCUCCUCCUCCUUUCCCCCUCCGGCUCGAACGCGGCGCCGGGGCCCGGCAGGCAGCGAACGAGUCGGAACCUGCCGACCGGAGAAAGAGGGCGAGAGGCGGGUCCCGUGAACGGCGGCAGCAGCAGCGGCGGCGGCAAGAGUCGCAACUCGGCGGCGGGCCGCCCCGGCUGGGAGACAAAGGAGGGGAAAGGCGGCAGGCAGCCGAGUUCCGAGGACGGAGCCGCCCGCGGGGCUGAGCACGAUGCGGCGCGGGGCCGCCCGAGGCCGGGAUCGAGGCGGCUGCGCGGCCUGCCUGGCGUGGCGCGGCUAGAGGAGGCGGCGGCGGCGGCGAGGGCGGCGCGGCCGAGGCCCGACGGACUUCCCUUCGGCCGAGCCCGCCCUGGCGGCGGCGGCGGCGAUGUGAAGGCCGGGCCCGGGCGAGCGCGCCGAGGCUGGGCGGAGCGGCGCAAGGACGCCGGGCCCGAGGCGCCGCGCGGCGGAGGCGAUCCGGGCCCGGGCGAUGGAGACGCACGUCUCGUGUCUGUUCCCGGAGCUGCUGGCCAUGAUCUUCGGCUACCUGGAGGUGCGCGACAAGGGCCGGGUGGCGCAGGUGUGCGCGGCCUGGCGGGACGCCGCCUACCACCGCUCGGUCUGGCGGGGCGUGGAGGCCAAGCUGCACCUGCGCCGCGCCAACCCGUCCCUUUUCCCCAGCCUGGCGGCGCGGGGCAUCCGGCGGGUGCAAAUCCUGUCGCUGCGGCGCAGCCUGAGCUACGUGAUCCAGGGCAUGGCGGAGAUCGAGAGCCUCAACCUGAGCGGCUGCUACAACCUCACCGACAACGGGCUGGGCCACGCCUUCGUGGCCGAGAUCGGCUCCCUGCGCGCCCUCAACCUCAGCCUCUGCAAGCAGAUCACCGACAGCAGCUUGGGCCGCAUCGCCCAGUACCUCAAGGGCCUGGAGGUGCUGGAGCUGGGCGGCUGCAGCAACAUCACCAACACGGGCCUCUUGCUCAUCGCCUGGGGCCUCCAACGCCUCAAGAGCCUCAACCUGCGAUCCUGCCGCCACCUGUCCGAUGUGGGCAUCGGGCACUUGGCCGGCAUGACCCGGAGCGCGGCUGAGGGCUGCCUGGGGCUGGAACAGCUGACGCUGCAGGACUGCCAGAAGCUCAGCGACCUCUCCCUCAAGCAUCUGGCCCGGGGUCUCACUCGCCUGCGCCAGCUCAACCUCAGCUUCUGCGGGGGGAUCUCGGAUGCCGGGCUGCUGCACCUGUCACACAUGAGCAGCUUGCGCACGUUGAACCUACGCUCCUGUGACAACAUUAGCGACACCGGUAUCAUGCACCUGGCCAUGGGCAGCUUGCGCCUUUCGGGCUUGGACGUCUCCUUCUGUGACAAAGUCGGAGACCAAAGCUUGGCCUACAUUGCACAGGGCCUGGACGGCUUGCGCUCUCUCUCCCUUUGCUCUUGCCACAUCAGCGACGAGGGCAUCAACCGCAUGGUGCGCCAGAUGCAUGGAUUGCGCACCCUCAACAUUGGCCAGUGCGUCCGCAUCACUGACAAAGGCCUGGAGCUUAUCGCCGAGCACCUUAGUCAGCUCACCGGCAUUGACCUUUAUGGCUGCACCCGCAUCACUAAAAGAGGCCUGGAGCGCAUCACUCAGUUGCCCUGCCUCAAGGUGCUCAAUCUGGGACUCUGGCAAAUGACUGAGAGUGAAAAAGUAAGGUGAGAGGAGGGGACACCCGGAAAGCCCCAUCCCGCCGGAAGGAUUCACCAACUGACUACUGCAGUAGAGAAAAGUGGAGGGGGAGGGAGGCGGUAGUCCUCCAAAGGGGUUUGGGGAAGGAAGAGAAAGCAUCUUCCAUCCUUCUGAGGUCGGUAAACUGAGGAGCCAGAUUGUUGGGGGUAAUAU
Messenger RNA from Thamnophis elegans (Western terrestrial garter snake), 1917 nucleotides. It is a transcript of the gene FBXL14, whose product is annotated as F-box and leucine rich repeat protein 14. The transcript has a single exon. Gene Ontology annotation, biological process: SCF-dependent proteasomal ubiquitin-dependent protein catabolic process. Gene Ontology annotation, molecular function: protein binding. The coding region runs from base 532 to 1734 and encodes 400 amino acids. Lineage: Eukaryota; Metazoa; Chordata; Lepidosauria; Squamata; Natricidae. Gene Ontology annotation, cellular component: SCF ubiquitin ligase complex. The record is from RefSeq and is a predicted model, not a curated record.